CGAAACGACUAACAAGAGCAAAUAACUCUAUUAUGUUGACAUGAUCAAACUUGCAACUGUACCGCGGUAUGUUUGAAACAAAACACAUUUGUACCGACAAGAUGACCCGAUCUCUUCAUUGAAUAACAAUAACUGGAUUGAUGGAUCAAAGCUGACAAUGGCAGAUAAAGAAAAAGACCAGCGUGUUAUGCAGCUCGCUGACAUUGUUGCUGAUACAAACGAGCGAAAACUACCACUGACCUUGUUGAAGCUGAAAGAUAUUUUGGACAGUUCAGAGGCGGGUGAGGUUGACUUUGUGCGACUGCGGCGAGAGGUAUGGGAGUACAACCUGCUGCAGGUGCUCAUCCUCGUCCUCAGACAGGACUUCAGCAUCAUUCCAGGGGAGUGGAGAACCGCUGUCAGGCUGGUAGACCUGCUCAGUCAGGCAAGUUCCGGUCUGAACCUCCCUCGCCAAGAAAUGCGGCAGUUUCAGGAGCAUCAUCUACCUCGAGCACUUGAUUACAUUUUCCUGCUGACUCGACGAAUACAGGCCCAGAUUACAGCAAUCAACGAGGAUGAUGUGGCACAUCCAGAGAGACAGAAGAUGGAGUUCAUUGGUUACAUUAAGGCUAUAAUGGAAUCGGUGGUGUACCUUGCCAGUGGUUAUGUCACGUUAGUUGCUGAGAUUUUGAAGUCUCCGUGGCUGCUUCAGCUGCUGAUAACAGAUGAGCCAGACACAGUGGUAGCAGUCAUCACCAUGAUGGACAAGGUUAUCAGGGUAUAUGGUGUUGCUUUGUCCCAAAUUGACCAGAAGAUUGUCUACAGCAUCUUGGAUGAACUGAUUUACAAGAUCUCAGUAAACAACAAUGUGGCUGUUGGAGCGGCAGCUACUAAGUGUAUCCUGAAGAUCUGUGAUGCAUUCCGACUGAUAGUGGAUGUCCUGUGUACCAGAUACAAAGGUUUACGCCCGUUACUGGGGAAGUGGCACGGCAAGGGGUUCGCUAGAGAACUGAAACAGCUGCUGGUUCUCCUGGACACUGGAAGUGCUAAAAAGGCAGAGAUGGAGAAAUACCACCUAGCUGCCAUCUAUCUGCAAGCAUGUUGGAAGGGAUGUAUAACAAGGAUCAAACUUAGGAGGGCAAAUGCAGCUUUCAAGAAAUUUCAGAGAACAUACAGACUGAAGAAGGAGAAAGAGGAACGGUUACGAGAACAGACGAAGAUAGAUGCCGAGUUUUACCACCAUCUGAAACUCAACAGACAGCGGAUCAUGAGAGAGUUCAAGGAGAGACGCCUCCACUUGAUAGAAAUAAUGCCAGCAGUGCAGGUACCCAGGUUUCUGCAGGGAGAACAGUCUGAUGCCGCUGUAAAAAUACAAACAAUGUGGAGAGGCUACAAAGAGAGGAAUCGACUUCCAGGUCGCCAGGAGGUCGCACGACAGGUCAAGGCUGUCAUCAAGAUACAGAGAGGAGUACGGAGGUGGAUGGACCGGCUGGACAAGAGGCGGGAAGACAUCCCCAUCUCCCUCAAACCCCCAGGUCUCACUGACGUGAAGAGGUUGGAGCUGCAUCAGCAGAUUGAGAACUGGAGAGAGAGCAACCCCACUCCCAGUAAGACCCCCGAGGAACUGCUGGAGAUUCACACCAAGGCUGCUGAGAUGCUGCACCAUCAUUACGCCAGUGUUCGCUCCCAGCGACGUACGCAGCAACAACGAGAUGCUCUCAUCGCUCGUCUAGACACAGACUCUGAACUCAUACUGUUGGCACCGGACCUGAAGUCUGUAACACAGAAGGAUGUCCACAUGUACACCAGCAGAUCGGUGCCGGUUGGCGCCAAGGCUCGCUCCAACCAUGUUGAGAUGAUGAAGAAGCUGCAGCUCCCUUGGUGGAAGAGACUGGGCGAGGAAGACGAGGAGGCGGCAGACUUAGAGAUGUACCAGGAGGAUAUCAUCUUUUAGUUGAACAACAAUAACAUUGCCUUUCUUCCAUCUUUUCAUACAUUGCAGGAAUUCCAAACAAAUUGGUCCAAAAUCAAUUCUUUGUCUUUAGAUAUUCCAAGAAGACCAAGAUUAUGAUCAUUCAUUUGUGAUCUUAUAUGGUAGGGAUAUCAAAACACCUUGUGUCCAUACUUAUCUUUGUCUUCAGAUAUUAUUCCAAGAAAAUCAACUUCAUGAUCAAUCAAACACUAUAUAUGAACUUCCAUAGCAGGAGUUUCAAAACGACUUGGUCCAAAGUCAGAUCGUAUGUUUUUCUUUAGAUAUCAUUCCAAGAAGAUCAACACCAUACCAGUCCAAAUGCUACAUAGGAUCUGUGUAGAUUGUUGGUUUUAUGUUGUUUUGGGCUUUCGUCUAGGGAAUAUUGUUCAUUCUCAACAAAGUUCUACUUUAACUGUGACACUGAUAGUAUGGAGCUUGACGCUACACAGGGUGUCAAUGGUACUGCAAGUGAUACCAAGAUCUGAUGACUAUGUAUUCAAAGAUCUGCCCACAUCAGUAUCUGUGGUCUUAACAUUCUGUAGUAGAAAAGUCAUGAGAAUGAGCAGAUUCUUGUUUUUUCUCUGAUUUUGACCAUGUUACUGUUGAUGUAUUAAAUCUCGAUCAUUUUGCACAAUGACAUGGGUGAUUGAUCUGCUUUCUGUGUAUUCAAACAUCUGCCAACAUCAGUACAUCCACAGGGAGAAAUCAUUGCAAUCAGCAGAAUUGAGUUGAAGGUAUUUUUGAUGUGUAAUAUCUCUAUAAUGUUGCAUAAUUCCUAUGGUUUUGUCAAUUCAACUUGUUGAAAUGCACUUUCCGGUAGCGAGUGAUUUUCUGGUUUAGAGUCAACUACAAUAACAGCAGCAUAUCACUGGAAUGGUUAAACUGGGAUUUUAUGUACAGUUACCAGCAUGGUUCAUGCUUAGCAUUUCUCCUCAUGUAAAAAUCCUAUCCCUGAAAUACUGGUGAAAGUGAAGUUAAAUCCUGAAUACUUUCUCCUGUAUCCAAGUUGUUAAAGAUCCCAUCACGCCAAGCCCUGGGUUUCAUUCCCUACAUCAUGCUGUUGAUCACUGGAUUGUCUGGUCCAGACUUGAUUACUAUUUACAGACCGCCGCCAUAUAGCUGGAAUAUUGUUGUGCAGCAUAAAACUAAAUUCACUCACUCAUUCCCUAGGCCUACAUAGAUGCAAUGUUGUGGAGACCAAUUCCUGUUUUUCAUGGAAUGAGCAGCCUGAAACCAUAUUCAUUCACUCAUUCCUAUUUCAGCAUGAGACCUUUGAGCUGCCAUCCAAACUCAAUUGUACACUUUAAGGGUCAUAUCAUACAAGUUGUAUUGUACAUAGAAGUAUUUAUGUAUUAUUUUGUAUUUAUUUACUGUAAUAAAUCCGUCCAUCAUUA
Haliotis rubra (blacklip abalone) is the source of this 3345-nucleotide messenger RNA. RefSeq names its product IQ calmodulin-binding motif-containing protein 1-like. The transcript is spliced from 14 exons. The record is from RefSeq and is a predicted model, not a curated record. Gene Ontology annotation, cellular component: cilium. Gene Ontology annotation, biological process: cilium assembly. Gene Ontology annotation, molecular function: calmodulin binding. The coding region runs from base 158 to 1933 and encodes 591 amino acids. NCBI's taxonomy places the organism in Eukaryota, Metazoa, Mollusca, Gastropoda, Lepetellida, Haliotidae.